Symbiodinium natans is the source of this 1311-nucleotide messenger RNA. Lineage: Eukaryota; Dinophyceae; Suessiales; Symbiodiniaceae. The record is from the annotation of a GenBank genome assembly.
AUGGUGAGACUCAACAAUAGCAACUUUGGUCGGUUGCCCUUUCAGGUUAUCGGGAUCAUGAUUUGGAUGUAUUUCCAAGUUGAUCUGGGCAGCCGACAACAGCAACAACCAGCCACCGGCAGAUCACAAACAAGAGUAUCACAAGAUAUCAUCAUCCUUGUAUCUUACAUGACUCUCAAGAGACCCAGGCGCCCAUCCUUCGGCCUACUGGGCCUUCCCUUCGGGGGUGUGGGCCGCGAGCUCCAGGCGCUGGGCAUCGACUUCGCAGUGAAUGUGCCGACCAUCCUCGUCCCCCCGAUCAACCCGUGGGCGUCGACCUUCAUCCCACUGCCGUUCCACUUGGUGAGCCCGCACAAUAUGACUUUCGUGGACAGGCUUCUGGUGGUCGGCGGCAACAGCCUCUUGAACUUUGGGCGGCAUCUGGCCGUGGCUGCGGGCUUUCAGUUCUCUUUCAUGCCAGACUUGAGCCCUGAUAUGUGGCGGGGCCGUCUUGCAUUCGUGAACAGCAUCCCGGGUGUCGACUAUCCACAGCUCUUGCCACCUCUGGUGCAGUACACGGGCCCGGUCGUGGAUGUGAAGAAGAUGGAGCCGUUCCCGCCAGAAGUGGAGACGCUGGACAAGCAAACCUGGUCCUGGCUGGAGUCUGUCCCUGAGGGAAUGCCGGUCGUCUACGUGAGCUAUGGCACCAUUGUGCGGCUGACUGCGGAGAGGGUGAUGGCAACACUGUCCACGCUGACGUCCACAGAACACUUCACGCUCUGGGCUUUGCCCAAGACUCAGCAGGUCGGCUUGCCAGAUACCUUGCCGCCCAGCGUCAUGAUCCACCACUGGAUUCCCAGCGCCCGGGCGCUGGCGCACCCGAAGGUGAAGGCCUUCGUUUCCCACUGCGGAGGGAACUCGGCUGUCGAGUGCAUGGCCAUGGGCAAGCCACUUAUUGGCUACCCGCAGUUUGGGGAUCAGAUGGCUGUUUGCCGACGCAUUGCGGAUGCGGGUGCAGGGAUCACAGGUCCUCAGGGUGGCUGGGUCCAGGCUGAGGAUGUGCGGCACGUCCUCGCCGAGCCCCGCUAUGCUGCGCGGGCGCAGACCAUGUCGCGGCUUCUGGAGAAGUUCGGGGGCACGUCACGAGCCGCCGACCUUUUGGAGAUGGCGGCUGCCGGCGACCUUGCGCCACUGAGAACGCCCCUGGAAGGCAGGGAGGCUUUAGUAUCUUUAGUAUCGGGCCUUUAUAUCACGAAAGUGGAGCUCGGCUUGAGUUCGUCUUGCUUUAGUAGGCAGAGCUGGACAAGGUCUGGAAAGUCGAUCGUAGGAUGA